This is a messenger RNA of Durio zibethinus, 1906 nucleotides long. Its product is annotated as diacylglycerol kinase 4-like. Gene Ontology annotation, cellular component: membrane. Gene Ontology annotation, molecular function: ATP-dependent diacylglycerol kinase activity. NCBI's taxonomy places the organism in Eukaryota, Viridiplantae, Streptophyta, Magnoliopsida, Malvales, Malvaceae. The record is from RefSeq and is a predicted model, not a curated record. Gene Ontology annotation, biological process: phospholipase C-activating G protein-coupled receptor signaling pathway.
CUCCUCCAAACGCUUUUUCAAAAAAUAAAAAAAAAAACCAAACUGAAAAACCAACCUCAGCUUUUUCGUUCUCCCCUGCCCUGCCUGCCCCUUCACUCCCUCAAUCUAUAUAUGUAUAUAUAAAUAUAUGUACCUUUACUAAUUCACAUACUUUUCUUUCUUUUUUUUUUUAAUAAAAAUAAUAAAAGAAGAAGAUUCUGGUAAAUAUGGAUUCGCCGAAGUCGGCUGGUGAUUCAUCGACGGCACGGAUCGUGGUUCGUUCCUCCAUGAUGGACUCGAUAAGAGCUUGCGGUUUGUCGGGUUUAGCCGGUGUUAGGAUCGAUAAGGAAGAGCUUAGACGAAGGCUUUUGAUGCCUCAGUAUCUACGCCUUGCGAUGCAAGAUUCCAUUAGGAAAAAGGACGUCGAUGGCGGUGACCAGCAUUUCCUUUCACGUGGCUCCGACGAUGUUCCGUAUCCUGAAUCCCCUAUGGUCGUUUUUAUUAACCCCCGUAGCGGCGGUCGCCAUGGCCUCGUCCUUAAAGAGCGUCUCCAGCAAUUAAUCAGCGAAGAACAGGUAUUUGACCUCCAAGAUGUGAAACCGCAUGAAUUUGUACGGUAUGGACUGGCUUGCCUUGAGAAGUGGGCUAACAAUGGAGAUUUUUGUGCCAAAGAGAUACGGGAGAACAUUAGAGUUGUGGUUGCUGGAGGUGAUGGUACUGUUGGUUGGGUACUUGGAUGUCUUGGAGAACUUCAUCAGAAGGGUCGGGAGCCGGUUCCUCCUGUAGCUAUCAUUCCACUUGGUACAGGCAAUGACUUGUCUAGAAGUUUUGGUUGGGGAGGUUCAUUUCCUUUUUCCUGGAAAUCGGCUAUUAAAAGAACUCUGCAAAGAGCUACUUCCGGUCCAAUUUGCCGUCUAGAUAGUUGGCUUGUUGUGUUGCAAAUGCCUGGCGGUGAAGUUGUUGAUCCUCCCCAUUCUUUGAAGGCUACAGAAGAGUGUUGUCUUGAUCAGUCAUCUUAUGAUGUGGAAUUUCAAAUUCAAAUGGGAAAAUCUUGUCCGCGAUUGCAGACUUUGGAGAUUGUGGGGGAUGUUCCUGACAAAGUGAACUGCUAUGAAGGAGUAUUCUAUAAUUACUUUAGCAUAGGAAUGGAUGCACAAGUUGCGUAUGGAUUCCACCAUUUACGUAAUGAGAAACCUUACCUUGCGCAAGGUCCUAUUUCAAAUAAGAUUAUCUACUCCAGUUACAGUUGCACUCAGGGUUGGUUUCUCACACCUUGCAUAAGUGAUCCAGGUUUAAGGGGACUCAAGAACAUUUUAAGGAUACAUAUUAAAAGGGUCAAUUGCUCGGAAUGGGAGCAGGUUCCAGUCCCCAAAAGUGUGAGGGCAAUUGUUGCAUUAAAUCUUCAUAGUUAUGGAAGUGGGCGAAAUCCGUGGGGUAAUCUAAAACCAGAGUAUUUGGAAAAGAAAGGCUUUGUUGAGGCCCAUGCUGAUGAUGGUCUUCUAGAAAUUUUUGGCUUAAAGCAAGGAUGGCACACAUCAUUUGUAAUGGUUGAGCUCAUAUCUGCAAAACACAUUGCGCAGGCUUCAUCGAUUAGACUGGAGAUAAGAGGUGGAGAGUGGAAAGAUGCAUUUAUGCAGAUGGAUGGGGAACCAUGGAAACAGCCCAUGAGCAAGGAUUAUUCUACAUUUGUGGAAAUUAAGAGGGUGCCUUUUCAGUCACUAAUGGUUAGUGGAGAAUGACAUUGGCGAAUCCUUAUGCAUGCCGUCAAUGUAAAGCGUGGUUGUCUCCAAAGGGCUUGUAAAUUACAUUUGUUUUCCCCGGUGACUAGGAACUUGGACAAUGAGAAGAGAAACAUACCUAGGAAUAGGGAUCUUUGUAUCAAAUUCAUUUGCAGUCAAUUCCAUACAUAUAUAUAUAUAUAUAUAUA